UUCCCCCUUUCCCUCCCCUCCGCUGGGUAUAAAACUCACAGAUGAAGGUGGAGGAGUGACAUUAAGCCGUGCACCACAGGGAGUCAAGUCAAGCAAAAAAGAGGAUCUUAAUAAGCUUCCCAUCUUCCUCAGGCGACAGAGGGACAAACUCAAAUCUUCCUUUCCUGUUUGGACUUAAAGAGAUCAGAUUCGACGCUGCAGGGUUUACAGAUGGAAGGAGGUGUGUGUGUGUCUCUGUGGUGUGAAGAGGUGGAGGAUGACCAGAGUCAGACUGAGGCACAGAGCCAGCCUCAGGUGGAGAGUUCGGGUCAGCUGCGAGCUGCCUGGGACCCCAGUGUGUCGGGGCACCGUGUGAUCCAGAGGCUGCUCCACGUGGAGGAGAGGUACAUGCCUUCCAUCUUCUACAUCACCCUCAUCCAGAGGGACCCCGAGCGCAGGGAGGAGCUGGCCAAAUGGGCCCUGGAGGUGUGCUGUGAGUGCGGCUGUGACGAGGCCGUCUUCCCUCUGUCUGUCUCCCUCCUGGACAGGUACCUGUCUCACUCCCUCUCCUUACCCGUCUCAGCGUACUGCCUGGCUGCCGGCUGCAUCCUCAUCGCCUCCAAACUCACAGAGUGUGACAACGUGACGGCUGACACGCUCUGUGCUGCGGCUGAGUACAGCUUCCAGCCUUCAAACCUGCGGGAAAUGGAGCGUGUCAUCCUCGCCACGCUCCGCUGGGACACAGCAGCAGUGACCCCUCAGGACUUCUUCCCACACUUCCUCGCCUCCAUCAUGGAGGAGAGAGCAGACAGAGACAGCGGUGAGUCCGAGGGGGAUCUGCACUCCACCCUGAGGCGGCACAGCGACACACUGGCUGCCAUGUGUGCCUGUGACUCCCGCUUCAUGGGAGCUCCUCCAUCACUUGUUGCUGCUGCAUCACUGAACUGUGCCCUGCGUGGACUGGGGAACAAGAGCCCCACUCAGCUGGCUGUGAUGGGGGAGGCACUGGCUGAGCUCUGUCAGGCUGACCUGGCGGUGCUGCAGUGCUACAGUGAGAUGAUCGAGUAUGCUCUCAGGCAGCGGCUGAGCAGUGGACUCCAGCAGGGCCCCAUGGAGAAAGGUGAAGAGGUGGAGACAGAAAGACCUGGCACACCCACUGACAUGAGAGACAUUGAUUUCUGAACACUCAACCAACUCCUGCAUCCAGACUGUGAAUCAAUCAAAGAGCUCUCAAGUCCAUCAGUCUAACUGAUAUAAAUGUAUUAUGACCUUUAA
Messenger RNA from Notolabrus celidotus (New Zealand spotty), 1254 nucleotides. RefSeq names its product cyclin Dx (gene ccndx). Gene Ontology annotation, molecular function: cyclin-dependent protein serine/threonine kinase regulator activity. Lineage: Eukaryota; Metazoa; Chordata; Actinopteri; Labriformes; Labridae. Bases 211 to 1161 code for a protein of 316 amino acids. The transcript has 4 exons. Gene Ontology annotation, biological process: positive regulation of G1/S transition of mitotic cell cycle; regulation of cyclin-dependent protein serine/threonine kinase activity; mitotic cell cycle phase transition. Gene Ontology annotation, cellular component: cytoplasm; nucleus; cyclin-dependent protein kinase holoenzyme complex. The record is from RefSeq and is a predicted model, not a curated record.